UGUUGCAUUUGUUUUGAAAACAAAAUGGCGGUUUGGGGUGUAUCAAUAUUAAAUUCAUGAUAUCUCAAGGUAGAUUGACGUUUUACAAAGAUGUAAUCUUUGUUUCCCAGAAGUAGAACCUGAAGGUAACAAGGUGAGCUGAAGAUCGGUGAGAAAUGAGCUCAGGUACCGGUGCAUGGCUGAAAGCCUCUGGAUCGCGUGGGAUCAGAAAGCACCAGGGAGCACAUCUGGUGCCCGAUUUAGGCGUAAUGUAAAUGAAGAGAGAUUUUGUGACGCCUCACACAUCACACGACACUGGACAUGCGCAAACCGAUACGAUCUGAUAGACGCGACAGAACCAUUCGGCUCUGCACUUGCAAAUCGCUUUUUAACUCUAGACCUUUUUUGUUUUUGUCUUCCAACCAUGUGAUGAUGUCGUUGUGCACACACUCCGCGGCAAGGCAGUGACCCCGUCUGAAGUUUUCGCUAUCAUUCCGGAAACAAUUGCGACCUUAUGACCUAACGAUAUCAUUACGGGCUGAAGAGUUUAAACCGUACGAGCCCAGACCUUUCGUGGUGGUCAGUAAAUUGAAAGCUACUGGACUUCCAUUGUGCUUUAUUGUGAGUUUGUUUUCGCGAUUUGUGACUCUUCUCUAAUCACAGUUGGGUCAGGUUUUCCGGCUUCUCUUCAAGCAUUUUGGCUUCUCGAUGCAGCCGAAAGUGCGGUGUGUUGCGUCCACAACUUGCGGUUUCUUCUUUCGCCUACACUGUAAUGGAUUUGCGUAGCUCCAACUUACUUCAGUUCAGUAUAUUUUGACACAAAAGCAUAUCAAAUUAUCGUAGCGUAGCCGACUUUUGAUGUGUAGUUCAGACGCCGAUCAACUCCGUAAAUUUGAAUUAUAUUUUGAUCUUCCCAGGUGGCUUCUAAUUUCACGGCAGGACUUUUCCGCGGGUGGCGGGUGGCGGGUGACGGGUGACGGGUGACGGGUGACGGGUGGCGGGUGACGGGUAGCGGGUGGCGGGUGAGGGGUAGCGGGUGGCGGGUGGCGGGUGUCGGGUGGCGGGUUAAAAAUAUAUAUGAAAAUAAAAUAUUAUAACAAAAUAUUAUUAUUGAUAAUGAUAUAACUGUAUGUUGUAAUUUUGAAAUUAUUUCAACGUUUACGUACUAGUUACCAGACUCCAAAUAAAAGUAUUGUCUUGUUUUGUUUUAUCUACUUACGCGGACUAAAAAGAAAUCAUGCCUGUGAAAACAGUCACCCCUCCUUGCUCCGCACCGCAAGUGACGUUUCGUCAGGCUACACGCGGUGUGUCAAAUGAAAACGGACUAUGUCAAGCAAGACACAGGGCACUUGUCGAUCUUGUUUGUCUAGUUUGCUUUUUCUUCCACAUCAAGACGAAAGAUGAUUGCACUUCCCCAACUGUUUAGCCGUGUUUAUAACAGACUGCAAGAGAUUCUAUUAUUCUACACGAUAUCGCAUGCACGAGAUAGCUUGAGGAACUCAUAAAAAUUAAAGUAAUAUUUAUCCUGCGACCAGACAAGUAAGAUCGCAUUCUCUUCUCGACAUGUUUGAACAGUGUCUCAGAUUUUUGACAAGUGCGUUUGUUCUUUUGUUAUAAGUUGGGAUAAACAUUGCAUUGCCCGUGGGAUAAAUCUUUGCCAAUUUGGUUCCCGACUUUUAGUUUAAAAUGAACAAAAUGUCUACUUCGAGAAAACAAGGAAAUUUCUUUAAGACUAAAGCAACAAAGCUGUCAAUGUUAAUGCGUGCCAGAGAAGGAGCAAGAACGUUUUGGACACAGCAUGGACCGUUUUCGCCGCAUGUGGCGUCUCAGACGCGAAUUGAUCUCCUUGUAUAUAUAUACAAAAAGGAUCUGUAUUUUUUAAAUACUACUCAAAAAUACCGAUUAGGAUGGCAAUCAUGCCGCAUACUAGGGCAAAAACUGAGCUACGACACGGGAGGCCGAAUCUCUUGCAGUCUGUUAUAAACACGGCUAAACAGUUGGUGAAGUGCAAUCAUCUUUCACAGGCAUGAUUUCUCGUUUUUUUUUUCCAUUUUUAGUCCGCGUAUUAAAGUAGAUAAAACAAAACAAGACAAUACUUUUAUUUGGAGUCUGGUAACUAGUACGUAAACGUUGAAAUAAUUUCAAAAUUACAACAUACAGUUAUAUCAUUAUCAAUAAUAAUAUUUUGUUAUAAUAUUUUAUUUUCAUAUAUAUUUUUAACCCGCCACCCGCCACCCGCCACCCGCCACCCGCUACCCCUCACCCUCCACCCGCUACCCGUCACCCGCCACCCGUCACCCGUCACCCGCCGCCCGCGGAAAAGUCCUGCCGCUAAUUUCAUGGUAAUUUGUAUAAUGUUGAUUUGCAUAAUGGGUUUUGUCUGAAAUCUUAAAAAUUCGUUUACUGUCGUUAUAGCCAGAAUCUCUUCUUUAUACUUUAUGAAAAUAAUGUCAAAAAUAGUCUUAAAAUAUUUUUUUUGCUGUGGAAAUCCGCCUUUUAUGUAGCAGCAUUACAAAAGUUAAAACUUGCAAGAGGUGACAGGCCGCAUAUCUUCACCGGUGUGAAACCUUUGAAACCUUUUAUAUAUUGCUCCAUUGAGGAGACCUCUUUCAGGGGAUCUUACAGUUUAAAAUUUGAACGAUGAUAUCGCUUCUAUAUAGCGGACCAAGAUACGGCUCGGUACAGUUUAUGUUCAGCAAGGGAAAAUUUUGUAAGUGGAACUUAACCUUUUAAAUGUUCAACAGACAAUUUAUUCAUUGCGCGCGUAUUCCUGUUGAAUUUGUAGCCCGUUUAUGAGAUAUGUCUACUCAAAAAUAUAAUAUUUUUUCCAUAAAAACCAUGCUUGUAAAACUCACAUUUCUUCAGAAAACUAACAUGGAGGGCGAUAGUGAAGACGCCACUUCUCAGAGCCUGCUCAACAUAGAAGCCGAAACCUCUCAGAGCCUGCUUAACACAGAAUACGAUCAACUGAUCGGUAGAGGAGACGAAAAUAGCAGCGACAACGAGGACUAUGGGCUGACAAGCUACCAACAACCUCCACCACAAGAACCACUAAGGAAGAACGAAGCAAAAAAGAAAAGAUUUAAAAAGGAAAGCAAGCGAAGUUCCAACCACCACAACAGCAAAGAUAAAGAAAACAGAAGAUUCCAUAAAACUUGAAAAAUCAUUUGAAAGGAACACUUGUCCGAAGCCACUUAGAUACUCUGCACGGGCCAACAUACCGGCAGAUGAACAAUUUAAAAAAGGACAUUAAGGCCAUCAAACAGAAAGCCGAGCGCGGUUUUGUCGAAGCCCUAACUAAGUUUCACUACCGUCGGCUAGAAAAACAGAAACAGAAACUACAUAAGGAAAUGUCCUUAACAAACCGUAAGGGCCGCAAGGACAGCAAAAAUGUAAACGUAUCUACUACAGAGGAUCGUAAUGAAAUCAAAGCUUUAGCUUCAAAACUAAAAGAGCAAUACGAGUACCUUUUGUCAAAACUUAAUAGUGACACAGAGAAUAAAAAUUGUGAAAAGUACUCACAAAUGUGAACGACACCGUGGGUGGGUCAAACAAAAUUACAGGGAAAUCAUUCUCUAGAAAAAUACAAAGGAAAACUGCCACACGCAAAGAAAGGAGAAAAAAAUCUUCCAAGAAAAAAGUCAGUUAUCAAACUACUAAAGGGGGAAAAUAUAUUAAGAACCUCUCAAACAGAAAAUUAACUGACGCGCAAAUUAGUUUAAUCUCUCGAGGUCUCAAAUUUAUACCAGUCAACAAAUCUAUUAACAGAGACAAAAUACGACGACAGUUGCUACGAGAUUUUGAAAAUUUUGCAAGGCGAAUGCGCCUUAAAUAUAUGUUCCACGGAAAAAAUAGGGAAGUUCACCCUUUCCACGUUAAAUCUGACUGGCACCCACCGGUUCAACCAUCAGUAGCCCUCGAGAGUUAUCUGGAAGAAGUUAAAUCACAACUCGCAGAGAUAAAAAUAACAAAGCCAAAAAAUAACUUGUCAGGCAAGGAACACGAAGCUUUAACAGAAUUAAAGCAAAACACAGACAUCAACCUUAAAAAAGCGGACAAGGGGAGCACUACAGUAGUCAUGAACAAAACCGACAAAAUAAGAGAGGGUCAAAUACAAAUCGAAGACAAACAUAACUACAGACCUCUCUCUGAACCCAUGGUGAAAGAAACGCACAGCAAGGUCUUGCUCCUAAUUACAGAUCUUCACCGUGAAAAUCAUAUUGAUGACAUGACAAGAAAAUGGCUAUCUCAAACACCUAAUCCACCCAGAAUACCAGAGUUCUACACUCUAACGAAAAUUCACAAGCCAACCAUUACAGGGAGACCAAUUAUCCCCGGCUGCGAUGGUCCAACAGAAAGAAUUUCCUCUUUUGUUGAUACAUUACUGCAACCAAUAUCAAAAAUACAGAAAUCAUACCUUAAAGAUAUCACCGACUUAUUUCAAAUUUCAAAAUACGCUUGAUUGACAGAGGCUACCCACAAACUAUGAUAGAAAACCUUCUAUCAGAUAUAAAGUUCACAGAGAGGGAGUCUGCUCUCCUGAAACACAACAACAAAGAGGAAAAAGAAAUAUUGCCUUUCGUGACACAGUACCAGCCCUCAGUGUCUACUUUAAAAGAAGUUUUAAUGAAAAACUGGAAUCUUAUACAAAACCAACCGUUACUUCGCCAAAUUUUCAAAGAAGCACCUAUCAGUUCCUACAAGAAAGGAAAAUCCCUAAAGGACAUGCUCGUUAGAGCUAAAAUAUAAAAGGUUUACACAAGGUUUCACGCCGGUAUAGAUGUGCGGCCUGUCACCCCUUGCAUUUUCUCUUUGGCCUAGUAUCAGGCAUCCCAUAGUUCAGCAACCUAACAUUGUACCAGAACGUUCACCCUGUAGUCCUCCAGCGGAUUAGAACGCAAUUUACGUACGUUCCAAUCCUUGCCUUAUUCUGUUUAUGAAUGGCGUUUUCUCCACUGAAUCCAAUAACCCAGAACUACGAGAAACAACCGUCUCUCAUUCAAUGGCUUCCGGUGUAAAUUUAAAGUUUGUGAUCAGAGACAAAUCACCCCAUUAGCUGAAACAUUUUUCACAACCAUACUCCUAGUGAUGACCAAAUCAAGUGUACGAUUCCGUCUGUGGGUUGGGGCUGUCACAUAUACCUCAGGCCGAUCGAGACUUGUAUUUCUGUCAGGGAUGGUUCAUUCCUCGUGACUGUUCGGUGGGUAACAGACAUACAACGCAAUUUCACAUGAAUUCUGUCGAUGAAAACAAACAGUACAAUUACUCCGAUCCGGUUACUACAAGCUCCCUUACCUUGUGAACUCAUACAGGUAUGGUCCUGCAUCACAGCCUUGCAAGGUUAUGGAGGUUGUAAUAUGAGUUUAUGCCGGAACGCAGUUUACAACAUAAACCUGUGAGGAGCAACGAUUUUUCUGUUAGAAUUAAAAAAUAAAACCGAAAAGCUCCGGUAAUGCCAUAGAACUGACCUAUUUCCUUAAUAGCGAAGUACGCCUGCGCUCACACAUGGCCAUUUUUGUAAAUGUUAAUGCCGUACGGAAAUACAAUUUUGUUGAUUGUUUUUUGUUUUGGUUUGUGUACAAAACCUGUGCUGUAACGAUCGAUUCUAAAUAUCAUUACGGACUUUUCGGUCACGAAUGUUGACAUCUUUGGUAAAACACAAGUCAGUUUCUAGUUUUUUUUUUCUUUGCUUCUGGUGUUACAUAGUGUACGUAGUUCCUUUUUUUUCACCCAUAUGCCUUUUUAGUGCCCCUUUUGUACUAGGGGAGUCGCUUAUUUGUUCAGUGCUGACCGCUGACCGUGGGAAGGGGGAAUAGGACUGGUAUGUACGCAGAGAUCUUCGUUUCAUUAUUUUACAACUUUUUGCUAUUUAAUUCUUUAAUUUUUCUUUGGAAGACUUUUUUUACCCACUACAUUUACCCACACCCACGACCCACGACAUUUAGCUACACUGCAAAAAUUCAUGCGUCCUCCAUUUUUGGAACCUGAAAUACUGAAAAAUAUUUGGGUGCAAGUUACAGAAAAAGGAACUGUAAUCCAUACUAAGUAGAACAUGUCUUACAUCAUUUCUUUUAAAAUGCAGCCAAUCCGAGCAAGUACUUCACUCUUCAUUGAUACUUGUGAUGCUGUGUGAUGCCUUGUUAUGCCUUGUGAGCCUUUGAUAUCCUGUGUGAUGCCUUUUGAUACCGUAUGAGUCCUUGUGUCGUUGUGUGAGGCCUUGUGAUGCUGCGUGAGGCCUUGUGAUUCUGUGUGAUGCCUUGUGAUGCUGUGUGAUGACUUGUGAGGCCUUGUGAUGCUUUGUGAUGCUGUGUGAUGGCUUGCGAUCCUUUGUGAUGCUGAGUGACGCCUUGUGAGGCCUUGUGAUGUUGUGUGAUGCCUUGUGAUGCUGUGUGAGGCCUUGUGAUGCUGUGUGAUGCCUUGUGAGGCCUUGUGAUGCUUUGUGAUGCUGUGUGAUGCCUUGUGAGGCCUUGUGAUGCUUUGUGAUGCUGUGUGAUGCCUUGUGAUGCUUUGUGAUUCUGAGUGACGCCUUGUGAGGCCUUGUGAUGUUGUGUGAUGCCUUGUGAUGCUGUGUGAGGCCUUGUGAUGUUGUGUGAUGCCUUGUGAGGCCUUGUGAUGCUUUGUGAUACCUUGUGAUGCCUUGUGAGGCCUUGUGAUGCUUUGUGAUGCUGUGUGAUGCCUUGUGAUGCUGUGUGAUGGCUUGUGAUCCUUUGUGAUGCUGAGUGACGCCUUGUGAGGCCUUGUGAUGUUGUGUGAUGCCUUGUGAUGCCUUGUGAGGCCUUGUGAUGCUUUGUGAUGCUGUGUGAUGCUGUGUGAUGCUGUGUGAUGCCUUGUGAUCCUGUGUGAUGCUGUGUGAUGCCUUGUGAUCCUUUGUGAUUCUGAGUGACGCCUUGUGAGGCCUUGUGAUGUUGUGUAAUGCCUUGUGAUGCUGUGUGAUGCCUUGUGAGGCCUUGUGAUGCUGUGUGAUGCCUUGUGAGGCCUUGUGAUGCUUUGUGAUGCUGUGUGAUGCCUUGUGAUCCUUUGUGAUGCUUAGUGACGCCUUGUGAGGCUUUGUGAUGUUGUGUGAUGCCUUGUGAUGCUGUGUGAGGCCUUGUGAUGCUGUGUGAUGCCUUGUGAUGCCUUGUGAGGCCUUGUGAUGCUUUGUGAUGCUGUGUGAUGCCUUGUGAGGCCUUGUGAUGCUUUGUGAUGCUGUGUGAUGCCUUGUGAGGCCUUGUGGUGCUUUGUGAUGCCUUGUGAGGCCUUGUGAUGCUUUGUGAUGCUGUGUGAUGCUUUGUGAUCCUUUGUGAUGCUGAGUGACGCCUUGUGAGGCUUUGUGAUGUUGUGUGAUGGCUUGUGAUCCUUUGUGAUUCUGAGUGACGCCUUGUGAGGCCUUGUGAUGUUGUGUGAUGCCUCGUGAUGCUUUGUGAUGCCUUGUGAUGCCUUGUGUGGUUGUGUGAGGCCUUGUGAUGCUGCGUGAGGCCUUGUGAUUCUGUGUGAUGCCUUCAGUGAUGCUGUGUGAUUCUGUGUGAUGCCUUGUGAGGCCUUGUGAUGCUUUGUGAUGCCUUGUGCUGUUGUGUGAGGCCUUUUGAUGUUGUGUGAGGCCUUGUGAUACAGUGUGAUACCUUGUGAAACUACGGUGAUGUCGUUUGAUGUCGUGUGACACUCAGUGUGUUUCCUUGUUACGCCCUGCAAUGUCUUGCGACAAGGUUCUCGGCCCAUACCUUCUCUGCCGCUGUUGACUACGCAACCGCAGAUCAGACAAUAAUUGGGUUACUCCUCCUCUCGUCUGUGUCGGUUGUGCUGUGUGGUGUGUGAUAGAUCACAAAUUUCAUGCGGUCAUUACACUCUUCCUAAAUCGUGCAUGGUAUAAGGGAGCACUCAAUGUGGCAAAACGCCGACUGUCUACAAGAAACAGAUCUAAAGUGGAGAGACUUAGAGAGUACCUAAACGAUCUUCAUCUAGAAGAGAUAGAAACUGCAGCCACAGGUCGUAAAGCCUGUGGAAAGGUUCCAAGAUUGCAAGUCGAGUUGCGCGAUAUUCAAGUCCAAGAAGGAAGUAGCAGUGCUGGGAUCUUAGUUCGAAAUGAUGAUGAUCCGAUUGUAGGAGCUAAUCCGAUUAUUAAGAGAAAAGCUGGUGGAAAGCACAGGAAAAUUAGAUCAGCGUUAAAGACAGUGAACUUUGAUAGUUCUGUUCCAAGUGAAGAUAAAAAAUCACCAACCUCAGGGAUUUGUUUCCAAACCAACAAACACGCACUGAUUUCUAAGGGCGCGCUGGACGAAGUAUACCCUUCAGACAUUUCACAGUCUUCUAGCUGUACAGGAAAAGGAGACAAGUUUCUCUCAUCUUUAUCAUCAGGUCAUAUGCGCAGGCCAAAACGAAAAUCUGACAGAACAAUUAAGCAUGCGUUUGUUCCUUUAAUAGAUUUCAAUGGAACGAGAGAUCAGAAUGUGGGUAAUGACAGUAACAGAACUCUUGAUAUUAAUGACAAUGAUAAUGUUGAUUCAGAUAUUUCUUGUGAUAAUGAUGAUGACAAUUUGAUGGACAGAGAUGAAUCUUCACUCUCCCCACCCAACAGUCCACUGUAUGACAUGCCCCCACCCUCUACCCCUGCUCAGAAAAAGACAAGAAGAGAAAAGCGGAGCAUCCAGUUAGAAAGAUGGCGGAAAUAUGAGGCAUCAAAGUCUCGACAAGAAAGAUACCAGAGACGCAUGCAGGAAUCGGCCAAAACAGUUCAUCAAAAUGACUUAGCACAAGACUCAAAGAGGGUAAAGUGGAGUGUUAAUUUGGUGCAGACAGUCUACAUUGAUGACAAAAAACAAUGAUACAAAAUAUCAGUAUUACUAGUAUUACAGUCAUGUUCUGUUCAAGGUGCCAGGUACAAUACCUCCUAGGUGAUGGUCAAUAGUGAGGCCCCAGCUGGUAGGGUAAAAUUUGGACAAGUGAAAUGGACUUGAGAAACAGGGAUGUAAGACUGGAUAAAAAGUCGACAAAUGGCAUAAAGAUGAGUUUAAUACAGACGGGGACAUGGCCUACUCCACAAAAAAUGUGGAACGGCCAUAUUUGAGAUUCAGACUAGGGAUAUAUGUAUCCCCGCCCCCUUAAGAGGACCUCAAUACUGUACCACCCACUCUUGAGAGACAGGAUUGUAACUAAAUGUUAACCUUGUUACUAAGCAACACACUGUGUUACAAAGAAUUCUGGAAGCAGUGGUCCCCAGGGCUGUCACUAAGAAUUCAAGUGUGCAGGUAAAAUAAUAAAACAUAUACAACAAGUAGGCAAAUAAUCAAACACUGAGUUAGGGAAUUCUUUUGGUUUUAACAUAGGAAAAUAGAAGAAUAUGUUUCCUGCGAAAACAGCCAGGGGUCACAUGUUCCUUGUCGUUCCUCCUUAAGUCGGGAAAAAUCCCUGGAUCCCGGCCCUUAAUGAUAGCGCGGUCAAUCCAAACCACUUUGUAGUCAAGAAAUAUCAUCACCUCUUGUCACUUCACACAGGUUAUAAUCACCAGUCGUAAUAAAUUUACUGACAGUCCUGGGGGCCCUGUUACUUUGAGAAAUUUCAAUCCUGCUAUCCAUUAACUAUAUAUAACCAUAUAAUACGUUGUGAUAUGAGAGAGUAGUGUUUUAAACUAUAACAGCUGUAAGGGAUAUAAACCAAGUUGAAAAAAAAAACAUAAGUAAUCAGGGGAAACAACCUUUCCACACAGGCAGAACUUACAGAACUGUGGAGAAAUUUAAACAACCCAUAACUUUGAUGUUUAUAACUUUAAGCACAAUGGUUCCAACAUGAACAGUGAAUAUUAUGUUGGGUGUGAACCUCUUUAGCGAGGCUAUUAUGUUUAGAUUUCUGCUGUUAUAAUUACUCGUCUGGCCGUUGCUUGGUGGUUUAUUGUUCAAAAUUUUGCUAGUUUUUUAUACCGGGUGUACUAGAGUGUUGGACGCUUGACCCUCAAGCUCAUGAAUCAAAUGUUGUUUUGACAGUACUAAAGAUGUAAAACAAAUUUUUCAGUUGAUGAGGACUACAACAUUACUUUGGGAACUGUUUUCUGAG
Molecule: messenger RNA, 10002 nt
Organism: Porites lobata
Lineage: Eukaryota; Metazoa; Cnidaria; Anthozoa; Scleractinia; Poritidae
Source: the annotation of a GenBank genome assembly